Molecule: messenger RNA, 1934 nt
Organism: Thlaspi arvense
Lineage: Eukaryota; Viridiplantae; Streptophyta; Magnoliopsida; Brassicales; Brassicaceae
Source: the annotation of a GenBank genome assembly
AGGACAUAUAUACACCCAUUCCCAAACAGAAGACUAUCGCCUUGAUUGUUAAGACUGUUCAACUGCUCAGCCGCCGUACGAUUCCACCUUCGCCGGUAAUGUAAAAAAACUCUGUAACUAGUCGGAUUCAAAACGAUGAUGGAUUUGAUGUGCUUAACUGCCUUACUUCUUGGAGCUGCAAUUGGAUAUUACAUCAGCACUCUACGACAAGCCCGCCGGAUCUUUGUCCCCUCCAAACCUGUCGCCAUAAACGCCGAGUCCAGUGGAAAUAAGAAGACCAAGUCCAAGGAACCCCUCGAGAUUGAGAAACUCACUGAUUUCCGCAAAAAAUUCAAAAUGGUUUUGGUAGUCAGGAAUGAUCUUAAAAUGGGCAAAGGGAAGAUUGCAGCUCAAUGCAGUCAUGCAACUUUGGGUUUAUACCAAAAACUCGUUCAACGGGCACCAAAAGCCUUAAACAGAUGGGAAUAUUGUGCCCAGCCAAAAGUUGUUGUCAAAAUCGAGAGUGAGGAAGAGAUGCUAGUCUUGCAAGCAAGAGCAAAGUCCCUUAAACUGCCAACCCAUAUCACCAUUGAUGCUGGAAAAACGCAGAUCGCUCCGGACUCAAGGACAGUAAUGGCUAUUCUUGGACCGGUCGAUGUUGUUGAUGAUGUAACAGGUGGACUAAAGCUUAUGUAACAACUCUUAGAACCAAUACUGAGACAAUCUAGCAGAAGGGAGAGAAUGUUAACUGGCUCUACUUUUUUCGCCGUUUCCCGGUGACAAAUCUGUUUUCCUUCUUCUUAAACAUUUUUGUCAACGAGAGUUCAACGAGAAAAGACUGCAUUUUCGAGUUAACUACUCGAUUUUACAUGACGCCUUACUAGGAGAUGAUCACAUGAUAGUAUUUGUUGUUAAUCCCAAACAUUAGAAGAUAAAGAGUCAGGUUUGAUGCUUUCUUUUGUUUUGCGUAUAUAAGACUUUUUGUCCAUAAAGUGGUUUUGUUUCAUCGUGUUUGUCUUAAGCGGUUUGUUGUUUCAGACCCACGCAUAGCUAAGCAAAAAUGCCCUAAUGAUCAAACCAACAAUGAUAACUUUCUCUUCAAGCAAUCAAAUUUUCAUGAAAAGAAUAUAUGAAACAGUAAGUAUCUCACAAUAUUUGUAUGCAAUCAAACACCUACUAAACCCAUACUUUCAAAACAGAAUAUGCAAAAAGCUCAUAGGAAUCUUCUAGAGACAAAGAAAUCUCCAGACGAAGCAGAAAAUUCAAAUUAUGUACCGUUCUUCUUCUUCUUCUUUAUCCCCAAGCAUUGUCAAACGCUGCUGAAGUAAUCGCUUGAACGAAUUCUUGGAAGUCGAUACAACCGUCACCGUCACGAUCUGCUUCCUUGAUCAUCCCCGUUAACUCCUCUGCCGUCAACGCGUGACCUAGCUUGGCCAUCGAGUGAGCUAGCUCCGCCGCCGUUAUGUAGCCGUUUCCGUCGCGAUCGAACAUUUUGAAGAUGGCUUUAAGCUGCUCGUCCGUGUAAGGACACUUGACCAGAUCUGGCUCGACGAGGGCGACGAACUCGGAGAACUCGAUCAUCCCGUUGUUAUUCCGAUCGGCUUUCUGGAUCAGAGUGUCGAGUUGGUCUUGACUCGGCUUUAGACCGAGAGAUCUGAGAAGCGAUGCUAACUCGAGCUCCGUCAAACUUCCAUCCUUGUUCUGGUCAAAUGAUCGGAAAAUCUCCCGGAGCUCUGCUAAUUGCUCGUCACCUAGUUUCCCCGGCGCCGGCGAAGGCUUGUCUCCGUCGCCGCUCAUCUUUCUCCUUUCUUUCAAGCAGCCGAAUCUCGGAUCUGAUUUUGAGUUCGGUCAAGCUUCGAUUUCGAUGAACAACAUUGUUUUUUUCCUCGUUUGCGGAAAAAAGGAUUUUAGAUUGAUAUCUGUUUCUUUUUUGACAAGUCAACGACAGGUAUGUG